Messenger RNA from Zeugodacus cucurbitae (melon fly), 4067 nucleotides. RefSeq names its product protein giant-lens (gene aos). Bases 1104 to 2765 code for a protein of 553 amino acids. Lineage: Eukaryota; Metazoa; Arthropoda; Insecta; Diptera; Tephritidae. The record is from RefSeq and is a predicted model, not a curated record. The transcript is spliced from 5 exons.
GCACUUGGCGACGAACGAUAAGCAAAUGUGAACGUUGCUGGUUUUCGUAUCUUUCAGUUUGUUUGAUCAGUUCGAAAAGUGAAGUCGAAGUCGCAAGCGAAUAUUCUAUUUUGUGCGUCGUUUAGCGAAAAACGCUACAAACAACACAAGAACCAACAACUGAAACAACGAAGACGAAUUAAAUACGAAAAAAAUCAUCAAAACUAACUGUAAUUCGAUGCAUAACCUUUAAGGACUCUGUCGUGAAGCCUACGUUUGGCGAAAAUUUCAAAGUUUUUCGUGUGACAUUUUUUGUUGCUGUUUUUUUAUUUUUUUAUUAAAAGAAAACCCCCCUCGGAACGGCGUUCGUGCGCAGUGAAGUUGGUUGGGGUAUUCGCGUGCACGAGGGAGUCGAAAACUCUGCCAGCCAGACAGUUAAAAACACACUUAUAAGGAAAAGAGUAUUAAACAACUAAAAUAUAUUUAUAUUUUUACUAAAACUACAAAUCAAUACUCAAAACGUCAGUAACUGACUCAUUACAAAAGAAAAUUGCAGGAAAUUGCAAAAUUUGCAGACAAAAAAUACUGAAAAGCAUUUAUAUACAUAUAAUCAACGUAUAUAUUUACCACAUAUGUGCAUACAUAUGCUCUACAUAACCAAGCAAAGAGAUCGCUGGCAAUUGAACACAAAAAUCGUUUAUGAACUGAAACGUUUAUGAAUCGAGUGUAAAUGAGUGAUCGGCGAACAGAGGCAGCUACUACUACUUGUGAGCUGUAACUGCACAAAAUGUUGCUAGAAACAGGCGAUACCACGCUAUGUAAACUAAGCUAAAUAAAACAAAAACCAUACAAACACUACGGAUUACAAAAACAAACAAAAAAAAAAGACAAAGAAAUAACAACAAAUAAAUAAAUAAAUAAAAGUGUGCAAAACACGCUCAAGGUGUACGAGUGGAGCGUAAAGUGUCAAUUACAAGCGGCAAAGUGUUGUUGUUGUUAAAUAACAACAACGAAAUUAACAAUAAAUACGAGGCGUCUAUAGAUUGUCGCUCGAAAACAGCGAAAAAAUAUUAUUUUUCUCUGAAAUCCAAAUAAAUUACAAACAAAAAAAACAAUACAACAAAAUGUUGCCACACACAAUCCUGCUUGCGUUGCUGCUUUGCUGCCAACACCUCAGCACCGCCUGGACGACACGCCUGCCGCUCGAGGUGUACGAGCUGACGGCGACAGCGAGCGCCAGCAGCGCGGCCGAUGACAGCAGCACAGACACGCGGCACAGAAAUCUGGAAUAUGCCACAGUGAAUGCGAAAAUGUUGCAGCAGGCCAGCGCAACAGCAGCAGCCACGAGAACUUCGGCAGCAUCAGCAUCAACAGCAACGCAAGCCUCUGCAGCGGCGAUUGCAACAGAUUUACAUCACACGACAGCAGGUGCGCCGUUCGCACACCAACACACGCAACAACAACAACAACAACAGCAGCAAGUGAAGCAACAGAGCGAUCUGCAGCUGGUUAUAGAUCAACGACGUUCGCGUCAAAUGUUGGAGAUCAUCGAGCAACAGCAACAACGUGAACAUCAACACAACAAAUACCAUCGUGAGUCGCUGUUACAGCAGCAACAACAACAACAGCAGUUGAAGAACUCCAAAACCUCGAGUCCUUUUGCAGUCUACGAAAAGGAUAACAACAGUUAUAGGCAAAGACACGGCGUGGGUCGCGUGAACGCGCAGGAUGUACGCGUACUUUAUCAAGUUGGGGACUCCGAAGACGAUCUGCCAAUUUGCGCGCCGAAUGCUGUCUGCUCCAAAAUCGAUUUGUACGAGACGCCGUGGAUCGAGCGUCAGUGCCGCUGUCCCGAGGUGAAUCGCCAGCCACACAUCGUGUUGCAUCACCACGCCCACCACACUACUACUACCACUACCGCCGCGCACGACAAGUAUCGCAGUUACUACGAGCGGGAGCGUUUGUUGCAACACAAGCGCCUGCUGGUUGGCGAUUACAACGACAAGAAGUUCGAACAAAUGCAUUUGAAGAAGCUGAUGCAACGACUGGGCGCGGUCUACGAAGAGGAUUUAAAUCUGCAGCCAAAUGAUUAUGCCGCAGCUUCGGUGGCGUCACAUGCCGAGGACAACGAUGCGCUGCCGAACUCGCAGGAGGAUGAGUUGCUGAGCGAAUUCAGCGACAAUGAGUUUCCACACACGCCUUCGCGUCGCAAUUACUACAGCGUGGAGCCGAGCACGGCGCAUAUGCGACACUCGGGUCACAAUGGUCAUCGUGCGAAGGAGCCGAUCAACUUCAUUGGUGGCUGCCCCAGUGGAUUGGGUGUGGAGGAUGGGCACACGAUUGCCGAUAAGACGCGUCACUACAAGAUGUGUCAGCCGGUGCACAAGUUGCCCGUAUGCAAACAUUUCCGCGAUUAUACAUGGACGCUUACCACCUCAGCGGAAUUGAAUGUGACCGAGCAGAUAGUGCAUUGUCGUUGUCCGAAGAAUUCGGUGACAUAUUUGACGAAAAGGGAAUCGGCUACAGAUGGCGCUAGUGGCUACACAUAUCUCUUUGCUUGUUCACCCAUAACGCGCAUACGCUGCCAACGCAAGCAACCCUGCAAACUCUUCACGGUACGCAAGCGACAAGAAUUCCUUGACGAGGUCAACAUCAAUGCGUUGUGCCAGUGUCCGAAAGGACAUCGUUGCCCCAGCCAUCACACACAAUCGGGUGUCAUACCCGGCGAGAGCUUCUUGGAGGAUAAUAUCCAAACCUAUUCGGGUUACUGCAUGGCUAACGAUUGAUGGUCUUCGGCGGGCGCGAAGGGCAAAAGACGAAAUCAACGAAAAAACAAAUACAAAAAACAUAAAAAGCAAAAGCAACAACCAGAAGUGAAACCGCUGCAGCAGAGCAAAAUGAAAACUGGGCAGCUGACCACAUUCCAAAUACAGUUCAAUGUGGGCAUUACAGUGAAGGCGACAGUAAGGGUACAAAGUAAAAUAUUUGAUACAAAUUAAAAAUAAUAUACAAACACACACACAUACAUAUGCAUACAUAUACAUUACGAAGUGCGUGUUGCAAGCAGCCACAAGCGAAAUUUUAGUCAAAAGAAGUAUGUUAAACAAGAAAGAAGGAACACGCAAAUAGUUGACUGAGCCAAUUGAGUCUCGUCUUUAUUUUAAAAUAAAUUUAAGCAAUUAAUUAAAUGCAAAUUAGUGUUAGAAAUUGUUUUGCUGACUUAAAAUAUUUAAGCUAAAAUCUAAUGUAGUUUAAUUAAUUUAUGCAAGAAAACAAAUAUGAAUAUGUUAAUUAAUUAUUUAUUUAAUUAAGCUAACUUAACGGUAAACUAAGCGCAGCUAUGAAAAGUAAACGACGAGUCGUUAGUAAUUACACACACACACACACACACAUACAUACAUAUAUAUUGCCUAUGCCUAGUAUAGGGUUUGGAGAGAGUGGAGAGUUUUGUAAAUUGUAAAUAUUUCAAAAUGUCGUAAAAUUAAAUUAUUAUAAAUAAAAAUACUAAAAAACUAAAAAAUGAACAAAGAUGGCUUAAAAAAGUUAUAAAAAUAAAAUUGAGCGUAAAAUAUUUAUUCAGUAGCCAAGCGUGCCAAAUACAGGGUGCAGUCUUAAUUAAAUCGAUUAAGUUAUGAAAAUCAGGUACUCAGUAACUCACUAAGCAACAGAGCAAAUCAAUAUGAAAAACGUGAAAACACAUAAAGACAAGCUGAAUUGUACCUGAAAGCAGUUUUAACGGUAAUAAAGCGCAAAAAAAUGCGAAUAAAAUACAAUCGUGUGAAAUAAAGUAGCAGACAGAAAGUUUUUACUACAAAAAAUAAUGCACUUAAGCAAAGAAAAAAAUAAUAAUAAUCGUAAAAAGAAUAAAUAUUUAAAAAGUAAUGUAAAUAUAAAAAUAUAAUACAUUUAUUUUACAAAAAAACAAUAUUUUUAUAACGCAUAAAUUUUAUAAACAAAAAUCCCACAGCAGAAAAAUACGAAAAAUACAACAAAGUUAAAAUUGAAGUAAGUUUUAAUAAAAAAUAUUUCAAAUACAAAUUAUUUAGCCUCCACUGUGCCUACAACCACAUUAUUCUACAACUCUAGCA